UCGAGUGGCAGCGCUACGGGUGCCAAAAGCGGAGGCGGAUGCACGCUAAGAAAGAUGGCGCCUAGCAGCUGGCAGCACAGACUGGUUGGGUUCUCCGAAGAAAUUGACUGGAAGCCCCUGAAUUUCGUCAGGGCCAUUCCUGCAAACAGAAUCUGCAGCGCUUGCGGACUAGUGCACAGGAAUUCCGCAUUGCUCGAUUGCGGCCACGUUCUGUGUUACAACUGCUACGAGCACUCGGCAGCUGAGGACGGACAUGUUUGCCCAUUAGACGGCGGCCGCUACUCGGAAGAGGACGUCGAAUGGAGGCACUUUUCUGCCGAGAAACUUCUACAAAGAGAGGUAAAAUGCUGGAAUGAAGAAGCUGGAUGUCAAGCCGUGAUAUCUGCGUCCAAUAUCAGCAAGCAUUACCGCGAUGAGUGUCAAUACCACUCAAUAUCUUGCCCGAAGUGCUCGGCGACUGUGCUGUACCACAGUGCUAUCACGCACAUAAUGUCAGGAUGCCGGGCGGUGUCCUGCACGCCAAGAAAGAGCGAGAACUCAAAGGAAAGCGACGAAACUGUGGAUAUCGCACAACUAAGGGAAUCCCUGCGGGCGGCUGUCACCGAGAUCAAGGCCGGGUUCCAGCAAAUUCAUGGCUUCAACAACGCACAGAAGGCAACACUCGACCAUGCCUGUCAAGGAAUAAACUCCCUCAAAGAAGCUAUGUCAGUAAGAGGGACUAAGGCGUGCGGCAGUCGCUUUGCAGAAAGUGCACCUGGUGUCCGUGACAUUAUGGAGGAAGUAAUAGAAACCCUGGCCUCGGCGAACAUCCGUCUAUACGGCAUCUUUCUUAAUAUCAAAAGUGUUAAGGAAAAAGUGCAACAAAAAGCGACAAAUGAAGAAGUCGCAAAGCAGGCUGCUGAAAUUUCCACGUUGAAACUUGAGUUUAAGGACCGCAGCCAAAGGGUGCUCGCCCGGGUUGAAGACGUGCUCCUGCACCUUUCGCUGAGCACUUCACGUCACGAAUUUAUCCUCAAGAAAGUAACCUCACUCAAAGAAGCUGCGCUAAAGAAUGGCUCGGUUCUGACAGAGUACAGGCGCCUGUACUCACGUGCGUACUGCGUGGUUCCAGGAGUUUAUUUUAAGAAAAACGGGGACUCGGUAUCCCUGCACAUUUCUAUCCAUUUAGAAGAAGGCCCGUUUGACGAUUUCCUUCGCUGGCCCUUCCGCCAUAAGAUCGAGCUCAGUGCAGUGCAUCCAGUUUCGGGAAAACUGUGGAAGCUUCAGUUUAUGAACAAAAACUGUCACUCCCCCAAUCUGUCCAAGCCGGGCAACGGAUUAGGUCACGUGACAUACCCGUCCUUCAGUCUGAAUGAACUUGAGCGUGACGGCUAUCUGAAGGAAGACGAAUUGCGGUUCAUAUGGGAAACACUUCUGUGAAAGCAUUUCGAAUGACAAUUCAUAGUAGUAGUUCCUGAACUCACUGGCGGUGUUACGUGCAUUUUCACGUGCCUUACAACCGCGAUUUUUAUUGCCCGUAGCCUAGUGCAUUUGUAUUAGGUUUUGUAUUAUUCUUACGUGUGUGCGGGGCUGUAAUUUUUCUUUAGAACCUACAAAGCCGAUGACGGCGCUUAAUGUUCUGACUAAAAUAAACGUCUAAUCAAUACGUUAUUGCGCUAACAGGAAAAUAACGACUUAGGAAGAAAAGUCGGAAACGACAGUUCGAGCGCUGAACUUCAACUGUUUUUAUUCGCACGACAAAGCAGGCAGAAUCAAGAGUUGCGCAUGCGCAUAUGAACGUCGUAUAGAGCGAUUACACUGGUGUUUUUAACAGCUGCAUCUUGUUGUCAAACAGAAAGACAAACUUGUCACUAAUGCAACUCGUGCCUCUCUCUUUUAUGUAAUAUGCCUCCAAUAGUUACCUUGCUGUUAGUAUUUUCCUGUCAGCGCGACAAUGUAUUCAUGAGAUCUCAACCAACACGCCCAGCAACAAGUUCUACUAAAAUAAACGGUGCCCAGUAAUUCAAGCCAGCAGUAUUUUAUUAUUUCACAUAGACAGUGCUAACGUACAAUCAGAGUCCUUCCAUGUUUUUCUGGUCACGAAACUCCGCCGUCACUCUAUGGGAGAGGUUCAUAUACUGCCCAAAGGUGCCGCGACGCGGCGCCACUGUGCCACAGAGGGCAUCGUUCGCGUACCGAAAUGCGUGCGCAGUGCGAGGCGAGCUGACUGAUCGGGUGCGUUCUGUGCGUGUGCUGUGCUAUUUUUCGAGUGUUGGGCUGUUUGGUUGAAGUGGUGGGGUGGGACAACGAUGCGGAACACGUGUUGCGUGCCUGGGUGCCGUUCCGGCAACAAGGGCACGACUGAAAACUUGUCGUUGUUCUGUUUACCAAAUAACAAGGAUCAGCGCGAGAAAUGGAAGCGGGCCAUACCGCGGCAGGGAAGUGGCGGUUUUAAUUUCGAAUCGAAGUAUACACGUGUGUGCGCGAAACACUUUGACGCCUCGGACAUCGCCACAGCAAAGGGGCAAACUUCAUGUCCAGCAGGGGGUGGUAGGAAACCAACCAGUUGAAGCGGUACCAGUUAAAGGGACGCAGUAGGUAUCACGAUUAUCGUGUAAAGGUGACCACUUACAAAAAAUUGCGAUGCUGAUGAUGAAGGAGAAUAAGGGUGUUGUGAGAUCUGAUCAGGGCAUUGAUGACAAAACACAUUUGCUUUAUGCUUUGUUGCAACCUCAAUUUGUGUUAUACCAGGAUAGAGUAGUUCACAGCAAUAGCGCCCUUACCCCGACCAUCUAUGAAAGGUAUAGCAUUAGAAUUCCUUUAAAUGCAAGUGUUAAAACAGAAUAAUAUGCAUUGUUUUAUUUUCCAUUGUCCUUUAGUCUUGGCUAUUGCUGGGCUACAAUUCUUCAAUUGCAUGUACUUUUAAGUCUAUAAGCUGCUAUGAGUAAGAAGGUUAUUAGCACACUGUUAGCUACAUUUGUAUUGUGAUUUGCUGAGCAAGUUUUGUUUGCAUGUUUAAGUAACAGCUGAAGAAGUAGAAAGGUGGUAUCUCUAACAAGCCAUUUAAAAAAAAAUUGCUGUAUUUGUGAUGUGGCUACUUGUGUUCGUUGAGCAGCGUGAAUAAGUGCUGGGCUUACUGACGCUUCUAAACGACUAGUGCUUGCUAAGGCAAUUGCCUAAUUACAGCUAGUUUCAACUGUGCAGGUCCUAACACUGCAGGUUCGCCUUAAUCCGUUGUUAAAAGCCGCACCGAAGACAUUUAGUAGCGAAGUUCGUCUUGCAUUAAUUCUACCUAAAUCUUAUUCAGAAAUGGCAUCGCUUCGCAAGAAAUCUUAAGCGCAUGGAGCAGCUCAGUUCCCUUUUCUUUGUCAAUAAGUAUUCUACGGUAGCAGCCCUUUGCAAUAGCAAUUUCAUUCUUUUGAUCUCGUUAUAAGAUUCUGCCCACAGAGUCCUUCUCUGCCACAGUUUAACAGAAACUGAACAGCUGUGCUCGGCGAACAAUCUGGCGCUAUGCGUAACGGAGAAUUGGCGCUUACUCAUCUGGUGAUAAGUGGGACCACUGGCGUUUUGUUGCGAAUGCGCGGUGUUUAAUUUAAGGCCAAUAUUAAAAAGCGGAGCCCACCGAAGCGUUGAGGCGAACGGUGAUGACGAAGCAAUCCGGACCGAGACCGCCCGGCCGUGUACAGCGGACGCAUUUCGACGGGGGCGAAAUGCAAAACACCCGUUUAUUUAAAUUUAGGUGCAUUUUAAAGGAUCCCAGGUUAUCAAAACUAAUCCCGAGUCCCCCACUACGACGUGCCUCAUAAUCGUAUCGCGGUUCUGGCUCUUAAAAUUCCAGAUCUUUAUUUUUUUCGGUCUGAGACCGCCGCAAGCUCCAUGUUAUGAGCGGCUUUUUUUUUUUUUCGUCCCGUGCGCUCAUAUCAUCGCAGAAGACACGCUCAGGUAGUAAUUUAAUUAUAUUCAAUGUUAAAAAUAGUUAUGUGAGAGUAAAGCGAUCGUUGAGGAAGUUGAGAAAGCUAGAAUACCGAGGCUGCCCCACACACAACCACAGCGGUAGCGGCGUUCGCAUGCCCUCUCAUGCACGGUUGCGCCUCUAGCGGCGGGCGCUGGCGCUAUAUGAAACUGAGGCGGCAGUUUCGUGACCAGAAAAAACAUGGAAGGACUCUGGUACAAUGUACACUCGUGGGAAACAAUGCAAUUAAAUUAUUUCGGUACAGUUAAUAAACCGAGGCUUCUGUGUAACCGCUUUUGCGUAAGCCAGGUUUCUCUCGUGAAAAUAAAUUAUUGCGCAGAGCAAUCUUUGCCCUAUUUGUCAAU
Messenger RNA from Dermacentor albipictus, 4296 nucleotides. Its product is annotated as TNF receptor-associated factor 3-like. Gene Ontology annotation, molecular function: protein binding. The record is from RefSeq and is a predicted model, not a curated record. NCBI's taxonomy places the organism in Eukaryota, Metazoa, Arthropoda, Arachnida, Ixodida, Ixodidae.